GUGAGGUGCAGAGGGAAUGUGUCUCCUUCCAGAUCCUAUUUCUGACAGCUGAGCAGCAUUUCUCUGCCUUGGAGCUGCUCAGCAGGUUUCUUCUUCUUCUUCUUGAUUUUUUAUUGGCGGUGCUCAGCAGGUUUGUUCUGAUGUCCUGCAGGUAAAGGUUCACCUGAGGUAAAGCACCAAGAGUUGUGGGGUCAGACACCGAGCCGAGGAGCUGAUCCUCCCCGCAUUCAGACCGCGGUCUGUGGGCGUUUCUGACCCACAAUGUUGGCUUUUUGCAGCAGAGCAGUGGCGGCCAUGGUGAGACCGUGCGUCCUCGGGAGGCCCCGCCACCUGGUGAAGCCCGUCUGGGCGAGCCGGGUGGCAGGCAGGUACCUGAGCCAUCAGCGAGGGCUGCCCAGUCUGCCCGUGCCCCCCCUGCAGCAGACCUGCCAGCGCUACAUGGCGGCGCUGGAGCCCAUCGUGGAGGCGCACGAGCUGAGCCGCACCAGGCGGCUGGUGGAGGAGUUCCAGGAGGCCGGAGGAGUCGGAGAGCGGCUGCAGAGAGGCCUGGAGAGGAGGGCCAGAGGAGCCGACAACUGGCUGUCCCAGUGGUGGGUUCAGGUGGCCUACCUGGACUUCCGCAUGCCGGUGGUGGUCCAUUCCAGCCCAGGACUGGUUCUGCCCAGGAUGGACUUCAGGGACCGAGCAGGACAGAUCAGGUUUGCUUCCAGGCUGAUCGCAGGAGUUCUGGACUUCAAGACGAUGAUCGACAAUGAAACUCUGCCGGUGGAGUACCUGGGAGGGAAGCCCCUGUGCAUGAACCAGUACUACCAGGUGCUGUCGUCCUGCAGGAUCCCCGGCUUGAAGAGCGACUCGGUGGUGAACCACGCCAGGAGCUCCCGGCCCCCCAGACACAUCACGGUGGCCCACAACUGCCAGUUCUUCCAGCUGGACGUGUACAGCAGCGAUGGGACUCCGCUGACCCCAGAUCAGCUCUGCGUCCAGCUGGAGAAGAUCUGCGGAGCCUCAGGGGAGGCCGAGGCUGAGCCCGUCGGCAUCCUCACCACCCAGCAUCGAGACGUGUGGGGAGAGGCCUACCUGCGCCUCAUCAGCGAUGAGACCAACAAAGAGUCGGUGACGGCGAUCCAGAGGAGCAUCUUCACCUUGUGUCUGGACGGAGCCCCGCGUGGAGCGGCCGCCGAGCUCCACCGCAGCUCUGCCGCCGUCCAGAUGCUGCACGGAGGAGGCAGCCGGGGCCACAGCGCCAACCGCUGGUUCGACAAGACGCUGCAGUUCAUCGUGGGAGAAGACGGAACGUGCGGGGCCAACUACGAGCACGCUCCGGCCGAGGGCCCGCCCAUCGUGGCGCUGAUCGACCACGUGGUGGAGUACACCAGGAGGAAGCCCGAGACGCCCGGGUCCCCCGCGGGGUCCCCGCCCGUCCCUCGCAGGCUGCGCUUCAACGUCACGCCUGAGAUCCGGCGGGACAUCCAGGACGCCAAAGUCAGCAUGGACAGCCUGGCGCAGGACCUGGAGGUGAGGGUGGAGGUGUUUGGACACUUUGGCAAGAAUGUCCCCAAAGCUCACAAGAUGAGUCCAGACGCGUUCAUCCAGAUGGCGCUGCAGCUGGCCUACUACAGGAGGUUCCGGCGCUGCUGCUCCACGUACGAGAGCGCCUCCCUGCGGAUGUUCCGACUGGGCAGAACCGACACCAUCCGCUCGGCGUCCAGCGCCUCGGCGUCCUUCGUUAAGGCCUUCGACGAUCCCAGCAAACAGAACCAGGAGAAAGUGGAUCUGAUGGAGAACGCUGUGAGGGCCCACCGCGCGUACACCAACAUGGCGGUCAGCGGGCAGGCCAUCGACCGACACCUGCUGGGCCUGAAGAUGCAGGCUGCCGAGGAGAACCUCCCGGUACCGGCCGUCUUCACGGACCCGGCCUACGCUAAAGCUCUCCACUACCGUCUGUCCACCAGCCAGGUCCCGUCCAAGACGGACUGCGUCAUGUGUUUCGGGCCGGUGGUACCGGACGGCUACGGCGUCUGCUACAACCCCAUGGAGGACCACAUCAACUUGGCCGUGUCGGCGUUCAACAGCUGCAGGGAGACGGACGCGGCGGUUCUGGCCGGCGCCGUGGAGGAGGCUCUGCUGGACAUGAGGAGGCUGCUGGACCAGAACCCCCGGUCCAAACUGUGAGACCCUGUGGAGACCAGACGUUUCCCUCUCUGGUCAGCUGACUGACCCGCGCUGAGCACUUUAAGGUCCGGUGGUGCCGGCUGGGCGGUUCUGGUUCCUUAGCGGGAUUUGAACAAAAAUCAAUAAUUGAUUCAUUUUCUGAAUUAAUUUUCUGAAUUCUUCAACCGGUUCUUCUAAAACUGCUUUGGAGGAAACGUUUAAAUGUUGCAAAACAAUCAGAUAGAAGUUUGUAACGGAUCAUUUAGAGCAGGGGUGUCAAACAUAUGGCCCGCGGGCCGGUUCCGGCCCGCCGAAAAAUUUAGUCCGGCCCGCUGGCUA
Molecule: messenger RNA, 2490 nt
Organism: Fundulus heteroclitus (mummichog)
Lineage: Eukaryota; Metazoa; Chordata; Actinopteri; Cyprinodontiformes; Fundulidae
Product: carnitine O-acetyltransferase
Exons: 14
Coding region: 262-2172 (636 amino acids)
Biological process (GO): carnitine metabolic process, CoA-linked
Cellular component (GO): peroxisome
Molecular function (GO): carnitine O-acetyltransferase activity
Source: RefSeq, a predicted model, not a curated record